CCUCAGAAGAAGUCAGGCCCAGGGUUCCCUUUGUGAUGGCCAGAGCCACAGUAUGAGGCCUCGCCCCCUCCUGGGGCACCCAGAGUGUGGUUGGCACUCACCUGGCCUUGAGCCCGCAGUGCCUCCCUGCCUCCGCAGUCGACUGCCUUCCUAGGCCACAAGCAGGGAGCUGGAUGGGAAGUGGAACGUUCAAGGCAAGGACUUUAGCAGCUAGGCUACCGCGCCAAGCCCUAGUUCUGUACUCUCUACUUCUCGGGAUUGCCUCCUAAAUAUGGAAGACAGCCCGGGUUUCCAAAGGUCAGGGAGUACCAGGCUCCUCCGCGGGAUUCUUUGAGCUGCCAAGGACAGCUGCUCUCUGGCCUUCAGAUGACCUCAGAAACUAGAAAUGCUUAUUUCGGGCACUGGCCUGUUGGCCAGUGUGGUCAGGAGUGGAAAGCACCUGUCAGGUGUUGCCGCGGCAUUGGGCUAACGAGAAACUUGUGCAAGCUUUGUGGCUGAAAAAAACGGCCCCUUCCACCCGAUUUUUCCUGGGUGAACCAACCACAGCGGUUGGGGAGCGCCCCCUGUGAGCGAAUCUCGGUAACGGGGUUCGGGCUCGCCCUCCGGUUGUUCCUAUACGAUAACUGCCCGAAGAGCAGCUGGGUACCGAACUUGAGCCCCAGAGCUGGUGGGAGGCCCCGGCCAGGGAGGCUGUUCCUGAGGUUGGUUCCCGUCCUCGGCCUAGCCAGGCGCACCAGUGCUCGGCGGCGGCUGCAACUGGCUCUGGAAGCGCGAAGGCGUCCUUGGCCGCCGGAUCCAAGGGGCGCGCGGAACCCGGGGCGCGAGGGGCGAGGGGCCGAGGCGGACGACAGCGUCUGGCCGGGACCGCGAAGCCCUUGAGCCAAUCACCGCUCGAGGCUCUCCCUCGCGACCUCGCCCCCGGAAGGAGCGUCGCCCCGAGCAACCAGCACGUCCGGUUUUCGGUUGUGGCGGCGGGAAGCCAUGAGUAAAGGCCGAGCCGAGGCGGCGGCGGGAGCCCCCGCCAUCCUCCUGAAGUACCUGCAGGAGCAGAACCGGCCUUACAGCGCCCAGGACGUGUUCGGGAACCUGCAACGGGAACAUGGACUGGGCAAGACGGCCGUAGUGAAGGCGCUGGAGCAGCUGGCCCAGCAAGGCAAGAUCAAAGAGAAGAUGUACGGCAAGCAGAAGAUCUAUUUCGCUGAUCAGGCCCAGUUUGAUGCAGUGAGCGACGCUGACCUCCAAGGCCUGGAUGCCCAGAUCGUGGCCCUGACCACCAAGGUGCAGAGCUUGCAGCAGAGCUGCCGCCACAUGGAGGCUGAGCUAAAGGACCUGACGAGUGCCCUGACCACUCCGGAGAUGCAGAAGGAGAUCCAGGAGUUGAGGGAGGAAUGUGCAGGCUACAGGGAGAGACUUGAGAACAUCCGAGCAGCCACCAACCACGUGACUCCUCAGGAGAAGGAGCAGGUGUACAAGGAGAGAGAGAAGUACUGCAAGGAGUGGAGGAAGCGGAAGAGGAUGGCCACAGAGCUGUCUGAUGCGAUCCUCGAAGGAUACCCCAAGAGCAAGAAGCAGUUCUUUGAGGAAGUUGGGAUAGAGACAGAUGAAGAUCAUAAUGUCAAGCUCCCAGACCCCUGAGGGUCUUCCCGCAGGCCUGACGGAGGAGCGCGAGCCAUGCUGGACGGGCCACCUCAUCAGCGCGGCCCUGUUGCUGUAGCUGUUCCUGCUGCUUCCUCCUGUGAGCCGAGUGGUGGGAAGGCACAGACCAUGUGUU
Ochotona curzoniae (black-lipped pika) is the source of this 1771-nucleotide messenger RNA. RefSeq names its product homologous-pairing protein 2 homolog. Gene Ontology annotation, molecular function: double-stranded DNA binding; recombinase activator activity. Gene Ontology annotation, cellular component: condensed nuclear chromosome; DNA recombinase auxiliary factor complex. Lineage: Eukaryota; Metazoa; Chordata; Mammalia; Lagomorpha; Ochotonidae. The transcript is spliced from 8 exons. Gene Ontology annotation, biological process: meiotic joint molecule formation; meiotic strand invasion involved in reciprocal meiotic recombination; homologous chromosome pairing at meiosis. The record is from RefSeq and is a predicted model, not a curated record. Bases 982 to 1635 code for a protein of 217 amino acids.